AUGAGCCCGAGGCAAAUUUUCUUAAUGGGCGCCCCGCUACCCGACAGUCUAGACUGGGACCACGACGAGCUUCUCAACACCCCCAUACCCCCAUUUGACAAUGCAGGCAUCAAUACAUCGCAUAAUAUUUGCCUCAACCAACCUUCUGUCAAAUGGAGAGUCCUUCGAUCUUCACUACCUCAUGAUGUGAAUGUCCCUCACAAUUUUUAUUGGGGGCCUCAGGGCCCGAACUUUUUAACAUCGCAUCAGCUUAUCAAUGCUGAUAGUGUAUCAAGUGAGGAGGAUGACUCGGUUUUGUCUCAAUUCUACGACCAUUCAUUUACAGUUCACGAGACCACUGAGAUCUCUACAUCUGAACUACGAGGAGAUGACCUCACACAGGCGAACACCCCAGUGUUGGACAACAUCGAGGCUUCGGGUACACCAACGAAAGACCUGUCUCAACCAACACAUUUCCGGAUCCAUGGACCCUUGAAGGAUUUAGGCGAUAUCCCCACAGCAAGACAUUUGCAAUCCAUCAUACCGCAGACCAUGACCGUCAAUCUGGUGGUCGGUAUUAUUGCAAUCCAUCCACCUCGACGUGUGGUGACACGACAAUGGAAGAAAGAAAUUGAUGUCGUUGAAAUGGUGGUUGGGGAUGAGACUCGGGCCGGGUUUGGCGUGAACUUUUGGCUUCCAGCUUCAACGGACCAAGCUCCAUCGGCUAUCAAAGCCCCAAAUACCGACCCACUUGUCCGAUCCCUGGCUUCUCUUCGCCCUCAAGACAUUGUGCUUUUAAGGACCGUGGGGCUUAGCUCGUUCCGGAGUCAAGUUUACGGCCAGAGCUUGCGCGGUGGAAUGACUCAAGUCGAUCUUUUGCACCGAUUGACGGAUGCGGGAAGGCCCUACAAGGUUAUCUCCUCGAGCGGCGACGACGAUCUGCCGCAGAAGGUUCACAAAGUACGGGAAUGGUUGUUUCUUUUUGUGGGCACGGAUAGAGCAGGCGGUAACCUGCCAGGAAUGCCAGGGACACAACGUGGGCAACAGCUGCCUCCGGAUACGCAGUAA
Molecule: messenger RNA, 1047 nt
Organism: Penicillium angulare
Lineage: Eukaryota; Fungi; Ascomycota; Eurotiomycetes; Eurotiales; Aspergillaceae
Exons: 1
Coding region: 1-1047 (348 amino acids)
Source: RefSeq, a predicted model, not a curated record